UCAAUCUUGGUGAUCUGAACUUUUAAACACUGGGCCACCCUGCCCCAAACCCUGCCCUGCCCACCCUUCCCCAAUAGAUCGGGAAUUCAAUAUUAAACACCAUAGCAGGCAACUACGAUGACUCGGAAGUGGGUGGGCUGGUGCGCCGCGAGCUGCGCGAUUCUCUUCGUCAUCUACUCGAUGUCGGCGUCCAACGAUGGAUCCGUCAGAGUCCCAAAAAUUGAGAGCAAGAGGCUUAAUCUUGGUAUCAAAUACCAAGAUAAUUUGAGUACAAGACCUUACUCGACGUGGCCAGGCAGUGGUCACGAAGAAGAGCUUCAUAAUGCAGAUCAAAUGCCCAGAAAUUCAACAUUGUACCAGCAGGCAGACGAAAAGGUAGAAGGAGAGCAAGUGACGAACAGCACAAAAAUCAUGUCUUCUGUUGCAAAAAUGAUCAGCAUAAUCCACAAUAACGUCAACGAAAUAAACUCAGUAACAAAACCUAGUUCCAUCAAUCAGUCAACAACAAUCGAACGGAAUGAAACGUACGGAGCACUUCAACAGCCUCCAAAAAUGUCCGCUCUUAAUGCGACGCAAAGUGUGGCUAUGCGGCCUGAAGACAAUUCGACAAGCGCCCUCAACACUCAGAUCGGAGGAGCGGUCACUUGGCUGCAGCUGGUCCAGGCAGACAUGCAGGCUCGGCCUCCCGACCUCGUCAGAGAAAAAGUCCGCGUUAGCCCUGGCCCAUCCUCUCCUUCGAAGGAAACAAGAGACCAACUCAAACAUAUCCUGUUUUGGAAUCAUCCCACUUUCUACUUCGGCGUGGGACGAGAACCUUUCCUGCGUGCGGGCUGCCCCGUGAACCGCUGCUACGUCACCACAGACCGCACGGAGGUUCCCUACCAGGAGGUGGAUGCCCUCGUCUGGAUUCCGCUUAGCCCAGAUAAAAGCUUUCCUCCUGUAAGAUCCCCUCACACUCGAUACGUCUACUUCCUGUGGGAGCCUCCGUGCGUCGAAAGGGAAGAUAUAGAAAGAAUCAAUGGCGUCUUCAACUACACCAUGACUUUUCGGAGGGACUCGGACAUCUAUAAUCCGUACGGAACGUUUGGCGCUCUCGCAUCACCCCGUACGCACCUGCGCACUAAAGACUACGCGCGGGGCAAGACUAAUCUGGCGGCGUGGUUUGUGUCCAACUGUGAGGCCAGGAGCGGCAGAGACAUCUUAGAGAAAGAACUUGAGCGAUAUAUUCCUGUGGAUGUCUAUGGCAAUUGUGGAACGAUGAAUUGCCCUCGGUCCAGCUAUGAAAAAUGCUACGAGCGAGCUGCCGCUACCUACAAAUUCUAUUUCAGUUUUGAGAACUCGCUGUGCGAUGACUACAUUACUGAAAAGUUCUUUUUGACCGCAAGGUACGACAUCCUUCUGGUGGUGUUUGGUCUGGGAGCGUACGAGGAGGUCGCUCCUCCGCACUCCUUCAUCAAUGCGCUCGACUUCCCCAGCAUCCGCCACCUGGCCGACUACCUCAUCUACCUUGACAGAAACGACACCGCUUAUAACGAGUACUUUAGGUGGAAGGUUGAUUUUGAAGCUGCGGACAGUCAAAGAAACUUCUACCCUCAUCACAAAAACAUUUCUUGGUGUCAACUCUGCGAGAAACUUCACACAGAUCUGGAUGUUAGAAUACACACAGAUCUCAACGAGUGGAUUAAAACUUCUCCCAGCUGCUUAUCAUCCAACGAAGGAGCAGUAAAAAGGUUUCUGCUCGGAGAGACAGCAUCGACGCAUUGAUGAACAUCACUCGCAUCAGUGACGUCAUUAUGCCAUUUUAGGGGGGCUUCAGCAAUCUUAAAA
Messenger RNA from Hyalella azteca, 1827 nucleotides. RefSeq names its product glycoprotein 3-alpha-L-fucosyltransferase A. The record is from RefSeq and is a predicted model, not a curated record. Gene Ontology annotation, cellular component: membrane. Gene Ontology annotation, molecular function: alpha-(1->3)-fucosyltransferase activity. The coding region runs from base 118 to 1764 and encodes 548 amino acids. NCBI's taxonomy places the organism in Eukaryota, Metazoa, Arthropoda, Malacostraca, Amphipoda, Hyalellidae. The transcript has 10 exons.